AUGUUUGGUCAUCAUCAUCAUCAUCAUCAUUUUCUUAGAGACUUAUUCGGUGGCGGUGGUGGUGGUUUUGGCGGAGGCCCAGGAGGCUUCGGUGGUGGACCAGGUGGUUUUGGUGGUGGUGGUUUUGGUGGAGGCCCAGGAGGCUUUGGUAGCGGUGGCCCUGGAGGCUUCGGCGGUGGCGGUUUUGGUGGAGGCCCAGGAGGCUUCGGUGGUGGCGGUUUUGGCGGUGGUCCAGGAGGCUUUGGUGGAGGUGGCCCUGGAGGCUUCGGUGGUGGUGGUUUUGGUGGCGGCCCUGGAGGAUUUUUUUAA
Adineta steineri is the source of this 309-nucleotide messenger RNA. Lineage: Eukaryota; Metazoa; Rotifera; Eurotatoria; Adinetida; Adinetidae. The record is from the annotation of a GenBank genome assembly.